UUAACAGAGCCAGUACCGCUCAGUUCAAAGUUUCCAGCCACGCAACAAGGUGCGUGAGCUUUUGUACACCUCGAAGAACUCGAUUUUGUCGUUCGUUCAAACAUUAAAUAAAUGUUUGAACUGAUAAAGAUUCCUAGUACUAAUCGUGACGGCAAGUUCUUGAUGGUACUGCGUUAUCGGUACUCGUCCUCUGAUAAUAUGUGAAUCUUUUGCCGGUUUUUGUGUCAAGUGAUUGGGAAAAAAUUACCGUUUUGACGAACUGAAAUUUAAAAAUGAGUCGCAAGCUCAGUAUCACGACGUAUGCACCAGCAGAGGUGGCCUACAAAGGUUACAGGUUCCUGAUCACCAUGAAACCCAGCAACGUGUCCAUGGUGGAUUAUGUCAGGGAGAUGAAGAAUCAUAACGUUAAAGCUGUGGUGAAACUAUGCGAAGAAGGCUACGAUGUCAAAAAGCUCAACGAAAACGGAAUAUCAGUUCUGGACCUGUCCUUUCCAGAUGGUAAACCACCACCAGACUCUAUUAUAGAAGAAUGGUUCAAAGUAUUAAGGAACACUUUCACUGACAACAAGGACGCUUGUGUGGCUGUUCAUUGCGUCUCAGGGUUGGGCAGAGCCCCAGUUUUGGUGGCCAUAGCCCUGAUAGAACUAGGCCUCAAAUACGAAGAAGCUGUGGAGUUGAUCAGGUCCAAAAGACGAGGGGCAAUCAACACCAAACAGCUUGAAUUUCUGGAGAAAUACAAGCGGAAGCAUAGACUGAACGGAUCACAGAAAAAAACAUGUAUUUUGUUGUAAAAAAAUAAUGGGAUCCGUGAGAUUUUUUUAUUGAAAAUUUUGUGACAUACUGUGCUGUCUUUUAACUUAGACAAGGAUAUUUUUAGCGCUAAAUAAUUGUGUUUUUACUUCGUUUUGUUGAUAGAAAAACUUUUUAAAAUUGUUUGUAUAAUAUUGACGUUGCAUGUUACGUUCACGAUAAGUUAAAAGACAGUUUAGAAUACUUCUGAAUGUUUUUUUUUAUCUGUAUGACGCUCAUGUACAUAGAAUGUUUUUGAGAUGAUUAAUAGAAACGGUUUACAAUAUUUUGACAGAAAAUGUUAAAAAACUUGUCUUUCUAUAGGGUUAACGUUUGAAUAAAAAAAAUUAAGGAAGGACCAUAUCAAAAAACUUAGUUCGAUAGCGAUGGGGAUCAAAAAUGGCCGACUUAAAUUCCGGUUUAUCAUAUUCCGUUCAAAUUGUAUUCAAAACGUGUAAAAAUAUGAUUUAGGGUAGACUCAGUAAUUUGUUGUUUUAUUUUACGUUGUCAAUAAAUGUAUGGUAGUUACUAAAAUUGUUAUAAAAAUAUAUAAUUUUAAUAAAAAUAGAUAAGUUAUAAUAAUUAUUUAUUAACACAAACAUACGAUACGCUACUGAAGCAAAUAAUUCAAAUUGAAGUAUCUAAAUUCCUUGACAAGUAGUAAAAAUAAAAGCAAAAAUGCAAGAAAAAAUACAGAAUUAGUUAGUUUUAAGUGAAUUUCAUAAAUGAUCGGUUUACCUAAAGUAUGUAUAUUAUAUAGUCACUUACUAGCGAAAAGUUAUUCCAUUAUUUUCCUCGAUUUUUGACCGAGAUCUACCGCACGCUACACAACCAUCAAUUUUACAGUUUUUUUUUCGAUAAAUCGCAAUAGUGAAGUUUUGUUACAAUUAUUACGAUUAUACUCAUUUCUUAAUAUUUUUAUUUAAAGGUUAUUCAGAAAAUUUUGAUUCAAAUUAUAUGUCUAGGAAACAACUAGGUUAUUGGAUUGCUGUCAAAACAUGACAUAUAUGCGAUAUUUUGACAAUUUCAGCACCAAAAUAGCAUUCUGUGUGCAUGAGCCUUUAUCUAUAUUCAGAAAAAAUAUCCUGGACAAGGUAAAUCCAGUAUAUACAUAGUGUUUAAAAGUUUAUAAACCUACUGAAACUUAAUAAAUUUGUGAUACAUAUUUCUAUAGAACUAUAGUCCGUCUAGAAUGUUUUCGGAAAAAAGAAAACAAAAUUACAAUAAUUAUCGAUAUACAGGGUUGUUCACCACAUACGACACGGAGUAUUGUAGCUAAACGAUGAGAUUUUUACAAAUUGUAAGUUUUGGGUUCGAUGAAGGACUAUUAGAGGUACAAUUUAAAAAUAAUUUUACAAGAUACAGAGUGUCCCAAAUAAGUAAAAAAUAUCAAAGUUGUAUUUUUUUAAAUGGAACACCCUGUAUAUUAUUACAUUUUUAGUUUCUACGAUUAAAAUAAAGGUAAAUUUGAUUAAGGUUUAUUAUACUUAAAUCUUACCGUUUUUGAAAUAUUUUCAAUUUUGUGAAAUUGCAGUAAAAAUUUUAAGGCUUCAUUUCUCCAAGGGCAUCAAAGUUUUUAAUACUAAAUAUUUACUGAAGUUUAUUUACUGAUCAGUAAUUGUGUUGCAAUAAUAAAAAUAAUACUACCUUAUACAGAAUGUCUAAAAAUUUAUUUUAAAUAAUUAUUAGCUUCAAACUGGUGGAGCUGUUCCUAUUCCUAUUCAAAGGUGGAGCUGCUCGUCCGUUUCAAUCAUAGGUUUCAAUCUUCAUUAGUCCCCAUAUGUUUUCAAUGGGACUAAGGUCUGGUGAAGCUGCUGGCUAUGGAAUUGUUGCCAAAUGGUGUUCUUGCUUCCAAGCUUGACUCUAGGCAGAUCUAUAGCAUCUUGCUUGCGGAUUACAGAUGUCUUAGAGUGUUACA
Molecule: messenger RNA, 2707 nt
Organism: Sitophilus oryzae (rice weevil)
Lineage: Eukaryota; Metazoa; Arthropoda; Insecta; Coleoptera; Curculionidae
Product: protein tyrosine phosphatase type IVA 3-like
Exons: 3
Coding region: 273-791 (172 amino acids)
Biological process (GO): protein dephosphorylation
Cellular component (GO): nucleus; extracellular region
Molecular function (GO): chitin binding; protein tyrosine phosphatase activity
Source: RefSeq, a predicted model, not a curated record